This is a messenger RNA of Rotaria sp. Silwood1, 2340 nucleotides long. The record is from the annotation of a GenBank genome assembly. NCBI's taxonomy places the organism in Eukaryota, Metazoa, Rotifera, Eurotatoria, Philodinida, Philodinidae.
AUGUUUCAAAAUAAUGGAGGCAAUCAACAUCAAAUCAAUUAUCAAAGAAUUGCAACUCGAUUUCACUUAUUCUUUCUUCUCAUUUCGCUUAUUAGUUUUAGUUUCUAUUUAUUAUUAAAGGAAGAUCUUCAACAAAAAACAAUUUAUCAACCAUCGGAAUUUCAAUUUAAAGAACUCGAAAAAAUUUAUUCUUCAAAUCUUUUUUGUCCAUGCUCAACAAUCUCAAUGAGUUAUUCAACUUUUGUUACGAUUGAAUCUUACUUUCAUCAAGUAUGUUCAAGUGAUUUUAUGUUAGAUGCAUGGAUUAAUUAUAUCAAGGGUGAUAACAUGCUGAACGAUUAUUUUCCAAUGUUUGACUAUCGAAAUUCUGGUGUAUUACAAUUUCAGUUAUUGUCAAUGUUAUGUCAACAUGCUCAACAAACAGUUAAAAUUAGUAUCAAAACAUUUCUUCAAACACAAUUUCUUUCUUCACAAGUUAUUUCUAAAAAUCGAUUUGAAACUAAAAUUAAUUCAUCUAUUAAUGAUUGGAAAUCUCAAACCAUCGAUCAAUUCUUACAAACAAUUAAAAUAUUUCAAGCAGUAUCACACGGAAAUCAACUUAUGAGUGAGCAGUUUCAUUAUUAUAUUCAUCAUAUAGACUGGAACGAUACAAAAAUGAAUCUUGAAGUACAAGAAUAUUUCAAUUGUUCAUGUACUCUAUCUCAAUCAUGCCUUAUCCCUAUCGGCCUGUACGAGAUCGAUCCGUAUUUUUGGGAGAUUUUCGGAACAUAUUCCAUAGUCCCAAAUUUUUUUCUGGGUUGUUCCCAAAUCGAAGGAUUGAUGAAAUCAACUUUAGAAUGUUUUUAUAAUCUAUCAUGUAUGAUUGAAUUAGAUCGAUAUUUCGAUAAUUCUCUUGGAUCAUCUUUUAAUUUUUCAAAUUUAAAUGAAAAUCUUAGUCCACCAAAUGAAACAAUCGGAUCAAUUAUCAAUAAACUUAUGAUUGAUUCUUGGACAUCGAAUAUUUUAUUUUCUUCAUAUUAUAAUACAUGUUCUCCACCAUCAUGUACAUAUGAAUAUAUUAGUCGAAAUGAUUUAUUCUUUGCUAUAUCAACAAUUCUUGGUAUUUUUGGUGGUUUAUCUCUUGGAUUAAAAUUACUUAUUUUAAUUAUUCUUCGAUUUAUUGAGAAUACAAUUAAUAAUAAUUCUUUUAAUGGAUUUAUAACAAUGAUAAAGAGAUUAUUUGAUUGUAAUACAGAACAACGUAUUAUUAAUCGACUUCAUUUUGUUUUUCUUUUACUAAUAUUAUGGUUAGUAUUUAUAUUUUUUGCUUUUAAACCAAAAUCAGUUACUGUCCAAAUAAUAAAACCAUCACUUUCAAAUUAUAAAGAUUUCUUAAAAGAUCAUUCUUAUUCUCUUCAAUGUCCUUGUUCACAAGUAUCCAUUCCAUAUGAAACAUUUCUUAAUAUUGAACCUCAUUUUCAUGAUUUAUGUUCAAGUCAAUUUAUUCUUGAUGAAUGGAUUCAUUAUAUCUAUGGUGAAGGUCAUCUUUCUUAUCGAUUUUCAUCCGAUGAUUAUCGUUAUUCAGCUCCUGGACAAUUUCUUUCACUUUCUUCACUUUGUAAACUUAGUCAAGAAAAAGUAAAUCAUACUCUUUCGCAAUUUCUGAAAAGUUACUUUAUUAAUGCUCAGCUUUUAUCUGAAAAUCUUUUAAUUGAAAAAAUUGAAAUAAUUUUAAAACGACUUCAAUCAACAGCAUCCAAUUCAUUUCUUAAUAAUUUUAAUUUAGUUCGUGAAAUAAUUGGUUCGAAUAUGAUUAUGAGUGGAUGGAUCACUAAUUGGGAAUAUGUUCCUGAAAGUACAUUUUCUGAUGGUUUACUUGUACAUACAGCACCUGUAAGUUAUGGUGAGUGUAAUUGUGGAUUAUCAUUUAAAUGCACUCAAUCAUCAGGAGGUAUGAUGAGUGGUUGUUAUCCACUAGAAUCUAUUCUUCAAACAAAACUUUACUGUUUUUAUGAUCAAAAUUGUAUUGAUUCAAAUGGAAAUUUUACAAGAUUAAAUAUAUCAACGUUGAAAAAAAGUCAAUUUGAUUUAAAUUCAACAGUUCAAUUAAUUUUAAAUAAUUUAAUGAUUGAAGAGUAUAAAAGUGAUUUAUCAUAUGAAAAUUAUUUUAAUCAAUGUCGACCAUUAUCAUGUUCAUAUUCUUAUAUUAAAACUCAUGAUGUAACUGAAACAGUAAUAUCUCUCAUUUCUCUUUAUGGUGGAUUAGUUAUUAUAACUCACUGUUUAGCAAUUAUUUUUGUUAAAAUUUAUCAACAUAAAAAAAAUCAAAUUAAUCCCGAAGCUCUUCAACAAAAUAUUUAA